AUGAAUCUUUCUCGGCUCCCUCUUCCUCUUCUUUAUAUACGACUGACGUUGGAUCGAUCUCAUCGCAUGCACAUCCCUGCGUACGACCUGCGCAUCCACUAUCGCGAUUUUGCCUAUCAAAACAGUCGACGUCUUCGCAUGGCCAAUCCUAACAUUAGCGAAGCCACGGCCAAGACCUUUGCUGAACUUCUCUCCGGUCCGAUCGUCGACAUCCACGUCGGUUCCGACGAAAACAAACGGUCCUGGUCGCUGCAUCGCAACCUCCUUUGCCAUCACAGUGACUACUUUGCCGAAGUUUUUCCCGAAGAUGCGAAGAAAAAGUCUGGCCACCAACUCGAUUUACCUGAAGACGAUCCUGGCGGGUUCGAGUUACUUGUGAAGUGGCUCUACCAAGGCCGCAUUGACGAUGUAUCAGACAUGCCGGUUGAGCGCAAAUGGGAUUACGCGACAGCAUGUCAGAAGCUGUAUGUGCUGUGUGAGAGGUUCAAUAUUUCGCAGCUCAAGAAUGUUGCCAUGGAUCAAUAUCGGAAAGGUAUUCAUCAAGCCGGCUUGGUUCCAGAUCCUGAGGAGAUCAAGCCAAUCUAUGAUAAAGCCGCUCCUGGCUCACCAUUCCGAAAACUAGUCAUUCGCAUUGCUGCGAGACAGAUUAUGGACCCUGACCAGGACAAAGACGCUCAGUCGUACCGGAGCUGUUUCGAAGGGAAUCCAGAUUUUGCCGUCGAUUUGGUAAAUGCGAUUCGAGAAGGGGCGGGCGGUAAAUUAUUCGCAGAUCCGACUGAGGACGGCGAUUGCGAGUACCAUGAGCAUGAGAAUGGCGCGUCAUGUGAGAGUAAGGAGACGCAGGUGAACGGCAUUGUGAGAGGCAGAGGUCCCAAAGGCAAGGACAAGGGAAAGCAAAGGGCCAGCGAUGCAAACAUAUUGAGCGACGCGACGGAAUAG
Xylona heveae TC161 is the source of this 939-nucleotide messenger RNA. RefSeq lists its product as hypothetical. Lineage: Eukaryota; Fungi; Ascomycota; Xylonomycetes; Xylonales; Xylonaceae. The transcript has 5 exons. Gene Ontology annotation, molecular function: protein binding. The record is from RefSeq and is a predicted model, not a curated record. The coding region runs from base 1 to 939 and encodes 312 amino acids.